AAGCAAGACCAUCUGAAGGAUUGGGUCUGUGCACUUAAUUGAUUUGAUGCCACACUAAUUAGGGCUAGGUCGUCCACAGGUGUGUGUUCUACACCCAAUCAAAACGGCUUCUGACAUGAGAACGAGCCAGAUUCAAAUGAAUGAGGAAUCUCAAGAAGAAGAAAAAAAGAAAUAGAAUUCGAUGGUCCUUUUACAUUUUACAAACUGAAAUACCUUGAACGUUUAAAAAUACCGUUUAGAGAAAAAUCUCAAUCAUGAAUGACACAACAUACAUGUGUAUAUUGUGUUGCCUACUACACAUUUGCAGAGCUGACAAUGCACCCCCGGGGAUGUUUCGAACCGAAUGUCAGGAUCGUAAUUUCUGGGUCGCUGUCAGCUCAAAUUUCCUUGGUACAAAAUUCCGAUUUGCUGUCGAAGGUAGCGAUGGACGCCACAUACUGCGCAGACAACAGGCUGCAGAAUGUGGCUUCACCAUGGUGUUGGACACCAAGGGGGACUUAGUCCUCAGAGCCUCUUUCUUGGCGUGCUAUGUAGUAAAUGAGAAAGAUUCAGACUUCAGUCUGCUUGUGUGGUUUCUGCACCAAGAUGAGCACGGAGAGGAGAGGUCCUACCCUCUACAGCUUAGCUGCCUGCUGGAGCACCCGUGGAAAUCCCGCGAGAUCAUCUGUGAGGAGAACUACAUGGAGGUCUCCGUAAGGAAGCUUCGCCCUCCUGCCGCUUACCAGGGAGUGGAGUGGAUGGCGCUUCCACCCGAGAUGUUGGACGAGGGGAUGAGCGAGUGGCGGGUGGUGUUCCGUGUGCCCGGCUCCUCCCACGGGCCGGAGAGCCCCCCCGCCAAGAAGGAAACGGUGCCGGUGGAGACGGCCCAGCUCUUAGGGUACCACGUCACCGCCAGUGACGCACGCAUCACCCUGCGCUGUGCUUACGACUCCCGCCUCUCCUACAAGCUGCAGCAGGAGAAUGGUGUUGAGGUAGAGGUGUUGAGCGCUAGCAUUCUGUAUAAACACCAGUGGGCACUUCUGCAAGUGGACGCGUCCGUGGCCUGCACCACAAAAAAGGUCACCAUGGAUGGAGGAAACCUUUUGUGGACCGUCCCCAUCAGACUGUCCCCGCUGGUGCGGGCGCCCUUUAGAGACAGGGGCCUGAGGGUGGGCGUGGAGGGGCGCCUUGUUAGCAACUGCACAGCCCGACAACGAGGAUAUAUCAUUAGGAAACAGGGGGGGAACAUAGAAAUCAGGAUUCCAUUCGGAGCAGAAGGAGGAUACAUCAAGAGCCAUGUGCAGGAUGGCCAUUAUUUCCAGUCCUACUUCCUGGAUCUGUUCUACAUGCAGCAGUGGGAGGAUGCUCAUUGGCCGAUGACAGUCUCCCGCUCCUACAGGUCCCUGUCAAUCAAGCAACUCCCUCAAACACCCCAACUCAUCAACGUGACCAAGGCAGCGGAGCGCGUGUUCUCCGUAGCUGUGGGCUCCUUCCCUCCGGAUGUCUUCUUCUCCUACCUCAGUGUCGGGGAGCAGACUGUGUCCUGGGACGAGGUGCCACAUCUCGGCUUCAAGCUCUCAGAAGUCCCCUUCCCAAAUGGCACCCAUGGCUACCUGCUCCAAAUCCCUUUCUCACACCCCCUGGUGUCCCAGAAGUAUAUAGGGAAUGGUUAUAGAAACUACAGGCUGACUGGGGCCUUCACCUUCAUCCUCUCCCCCCAUGGAGAGCUCUUCCACCACCCCAUCACCGUGGAGACAGACCUGCAGGAUGUUGUCCUGCCCCGGGUGGAGGGAGACUGUACGGAUAAAGGGGUUCGGCUGCUGGUGCAUCUUGGAAACAUGAUCUCCCAGUGGGAGUUGUAUAUCGGCGGCCGGAGGCUGGACCAGGAGCUGGUGGAGCUGGCGGGCUAUGAGCUGAUCUCCCUGAAGAACUACUCCACCUUGCAGAUCCCUCUCUAUGGCCUGGGCAUGGCCUACGAGGGUCUAGGUAUUCAGGGUCUGGUUGUAAAUGUGGAGGUGAGCGUGGAGGACAAGGAGACGUCCAGAGAGGAGAGCACCUUCACCCAGCAAUGUGUCUUUCCUGUGAGGGAACUGCUUGUGUGUCUGCCCGACGACAGAGUGGUGGUGAUGGUGGACCUGUCCUCGGCCUCCCUGGACAUCGAGCCCAGUCUCACCACAUUACUGGACCCCAGCUGUACCCCAGUCCAAGUGGACGGGACACGGGCCAUCUUCAGCUUCUCUCUGGACUCCUGUGGCACCAUCAGAAAUGUGGAGGAGGACCAGGUGGUAUACACCAACGAAGUGAGAUACUCCGCCACAAAUGUCCCGUAUCCCCUCUUCAGGGUCCCUCUCGGCUGUGUCUAUCCGCUGAAUGGCAGUCGCUCCAUGUCCCUCUACCACCCCAGGCAUGUCUCCCCCUGGGCCCCCAGCAGAGCCUCUCGCUCCCGGCUGUUCCCUCCCCGCAACAGGGGUAGAGCCUCCAGCCCUUCAGAAUUCAGCAUCACCUCUCCAUCAGAAGUGAGGCCUGGAGACCCUGGGGGGAACAAAAAGGCAAAUAUUUCCAACUAAUAGGUGACAACUGAAACAGUUGGAAGUCCUCCUGUCCUCCAGGGGGCGUGUGUGCGCCCCUGGGAGCUGAGCAGGGCCCCCCUGCUGUAGAGUACCGUGCUGGCCCAGAGGCCAGCAUCUUUUUCACCUGACACAAAAUAUCAGUACAAUAAAACACCAACUUG
Molecule: messenger RNA, 2710 nt
Organism: Osmerus eperlanus (European smelt)
Lineage: Eukaryota; Metazoa; Chordata; Actinopteri; Osmeriformes; Osmeridae
Exons: 19
Coding region: 255-2546 (763 amino acids)
Source: RefSeq, a predicted model, not a curated record